Odobenus rosmarus divergens (Pacific walrus) is the source of this 1415-nucleotide messenger RNA. RefSeq names its product NIN1/RPN12 binding protein 1 homolog (S. cerevisiae) (gene NOB1). Bases 97 to 1347 code for a protein of 416 amino acids. The transcript has 9 exons. The record is from RefSeq and is a predicted model, not a curated record. Lineage: Eukaryota; Metazoa; Chordata; Mammalia; Carnivora; Odobenidae. Gene Ontology annotation, biological process: ribosomal small subunit biogenesis; maturation of SSU-rRNA. Gene Ontology annotation, molecular function: RNA endonuclease activity. Gene Ontology annotation, cellular component: preribosome, small subunit precursor.
UCACAAUUGUACCUCCCUGCUCCCAGAGGCCCUGAUUGGGAUGUAGGGGUGGAGCCAGCUCCGUGCGCAAGCGCGCUGAGGGCGCGUUCGGUCAAGAUGGCGCCUGUGGAGCACGUUGUGGCGGAUGCCGGGGCUUUCCUGCUAGACGCGGCUCUGCAGGACAUCGGGAAGAACAUCUACACUAUCCGGGAUGUGGUGAACGAGAUUCGGGACAAGGCCACGCGCAGGCGGCUCGCCGUCCUGCCCUACGAGCUGCGUUUCAAGGAGCCCUUCCCAGAAUACGUGCGGCUGGUGACUGAGUUUUCAAAGAAAACUGGAGACUAUCCCAGCCUCUCUGCCACAGAUAUCCAGGUGCUGGCACUCACCUAUCAGUUAGAAGCAGAGUUUGUUGGGGUGACUCACCUAAAACAAGAACCGGAAAAGGUUAAAGUGAGCUUAUCAAGUCAGCACCCAGAAACUCCUCUACACAUUUCUGGUUUCCAUCUGCCCUCAAAGCCUAAACCCCCACGAGAAACACUACAACAUGGACACCCAGCUGGUGAGCCCGAGAACCUAGAAUUCAGUUCCUUCAUGUUCUGGAGAAACCCUUUGCCUAAUAUUGAUCAUGAACUGCAGGAGCUGCUGAUGGACAAAGGUGAUGAUGUUCCAAGUGCAGAGGAGGAGGAGGAGGAGGAAGAGGCUGGAUUUGAAGAAAGGAAACAGGAAGAUAGUGACGACGAUGGGGGUGGCUGGAUAACCCCCGGCAACAUCAUGCAGAUCCAGCGGGAGGCGGAGCAGUGUGCCGUCCCGAAGGACGUGCGGGUUGGCUGCGUGACUACAGACUUCGCCGUGCAGAACGUCCUGCUUCAGAUGGGGCUGCACGCGCUGGCGGUGAACGGCCUGCUGAUCCGCGAGGCCCGGAGCUACAUCCUGCGCUGCCACGGCUGUUUCAGAACCACAUCUGACAUGAGCCGAGUGUUCUGUUCGCAUUGUGGAAACAAGACCCUGAAGAAGGUGUCCGUGACCGUCAGUGACGACGGAAGCCUGUGCAUGCACUUCUCCCGCAACCCGAAGGUGCUGAACCCUCGGGGCCUCCGGUAUUCACUUCCCACUCCCAAAGGGGGCAAAUACGCCAUCAACCCCCAUCUGACCGAGGACCAGCGCUUCCCUCAGCUGAGACUCUCCCGGAAGGCCAGGCAGAAAACGGACGUGUUUGCUCCUGACUACAUAGCUGGGGUAUCUCCUUUUGCGGAGAAUGACAUCUCCAGCCGGUCCGCCACCCUGCAGAUCCGAGACAACACCUUGGGAGCAGGGAGGAGGCGGUUAAAUCCCAAUGCUUCCAGAAAGAAGUUUGUGAAGAAGAGGUGAAGCGCAAGCUCUAUGGGGCCGACAGGAUUGCCACUGCAGCUGCUGAGGUGCUCAGGGGCCUCAUUUCC